CCGGAACAAGAUCUGAUGAUAUGUAAGAAAUUUCAACUUUCUUUUUAGGUAUGGGGACAUCCAUAACCUGAUUGAUAACUUAAUAAUUUGCCUACAUUAAAAAACCCCCUCCUAUAAUAUUCCAAAAAUGUCAGGUCAAAAAUACGUGGUUGUUGGUGCAGGUCCCGUCGGAUCGCUUGCCGCGUUGUAUGCAGCCAAGAGAGGUCACGAUGUUGAGAUCUACGAGCUUCGAGGUGAUCUAAGAGAUCCUUCAACAACGCCACUAAACUUUACAAAGUCUAUAAACCUAGCCCUAUCAGAAAGGGGCAUCAAUGCUAUGCGACAUGCCAGCCAGCAAGAUCUUCUCGACCAUGUCUCCUCAGCCACCAUCCCCAUGAGAGGCAGGAUGAUCCAUGGCAGACGUCCAUCUGGUGAACUCUUUGAAGAACCUCAGGAUUAUGAUAUCCACGGAAGAACGAUAUUCGCCGCCGACAGGGCCGAUCUUAACAGGCGACUGUUAGAUAUUCUUGGAGCGAUGCCGAAUGUUAAAUUUUACUUCAAUCAUAAACUCACCGGCGCAGAUUUCAAGCGACGCAAAGCGUGGUUCGAAGUUCGCGGUCAGGAUUCGUCGACGGGUCGAGCCGAGGAGAUUGAAGUUUCGUUCGACUUCAUGAUGGGUGCUGACGGGGCUCAUUCGGCCGUCCGAUACCACCUUAUGAAGUAUACUAGAAUGAAUUACCAACAGGAGUACAUCGAUACUCUAUGGUGUGAGUUUCAGAUCAAGCCCAGGGAAGGAGAUGAACUUCGCGAUCAAAAGUCCAAGUUCCGAAUAUCACCAAACCACCUUCACAUUUGGCCCGGGAAGCAAUUCAUGUUUAUCGCUAUUCCUAGCGAGGACGGUUCCUUCACGUGUACUCUCUUUAUGCCCAGCGCAGAAUUUGCGAAACUGGAGGCUGACUCGUCCAAACUGUCCGCCUUCUUCGAUCAACAUUUCCCAGGCGUAACUUCGUUGAUAGAACCAGGCGAACUAAUCUCUUCAUUCGAGACCAACCCACAUCUUCCUCUGAUCAGUAUCAAAUGCCAGCCUUACCACUACUCUAGCUCCGUAGUUAUCUUAGGAGAUGCGGCUCACGCAAUGGUACCGUUCUAUGGCCAGGGCAUGAAUGCAGGACUGGAGGAUGUUCGCAUCCUCUUUUCUAUUCUAGACAAGCACGCCGCGGCCGAAAACAACAACCCGGAAAAACCAGGUUCGAUUGACUUAGCUUUCCAAAGAGGAUUGGCCUUAGCAGAAUAUUCGGCCCUUCGCGUUCCAGAUGCUCACGCUAUAAAUGAUCUCGCUUUACAGAAUUACGUUGAGAUGCGUGCCUCAGUCCUCAGCCCGGCUUAUCGUAUCCGCAAAUAUCUGGAAGAGUUUAUGUCUGUCCAUGUACCAAGCCUGGGAUGGCGGACAAAAUAUUCUCGAGUGAGCUUCGGAAACGAAAGGUACUCAGAGGUUGUCGCCAAAAGUAACCACCAAGGCAAGGUUCUCCUGCGUGGGCUUAUUGCCGUGCUGUGCAGUCCGAUCGUCGCGGGCCUGCUCGGCCUAUAUUGGACCCGACGUCGUUCCCUUGGCGGCGUAUCUCUUCUUGACACAAUUCGCAACUUAAGAAGAUGAUUCCAUAGACUAUUAAAAUGGUAAGGUUUCGCCGUGUAAUACGAGUAAGGCUAUGGGAUACCUCAACUUAAUCGCAUAUGUUCAGUAGAACUCCGAGCAGCAAUUUUCCCACCUGGCCAUCUUAAUGGAAAGCAUGAAGCUCAGCGCUAGCGAUCCGUGCACACAUAAGCCUGCACAUAAGGCCAAGUUCAAUACCCAUACCGCAUUCUAGAUAGAUGUUCUAAGACGCUGCAAAGAAAAUCCAAAGGCCUCGAAUUUCUAUAAAAAGAUGGCAAUGACUUCAUAAUUCAUCUGCAAUGUCUUUCACUGGCUCGACGCUACUGCAUUUAGUAUGCAGCCACCCAUUCAGAUGUAAACAUGUGAACGACAUGUAACAAGUGUGUGUAUGUUGUCUAUGUGAAAGAAAAGAUUUUUUUUUUUAACAAUCACUCAACACUGAAGAAGAGCAGGAGAGCCACGUCACGUGGCUCAUGAGUGGCACACUCACAACAUGUGAGCGGACAAAGCGGACUGUUAAUAGCGGAGCGGAGUCUGUCUCAUGGGCAUUUUCUCCAUUACGGUUACCACGUGAGCGGACUUUUGCCUCCUAUCACUCCUUU
Molecule: messenger RNA, 2232 nt
Organism: Daldinia caldariorum
Lineage: Eukaryota; Fungi; Ascomycota; Sordariomycetes; Xylariales; Hypoxylaceae
Product: FAD/NAD(P)-binding domain-containing protein
Exons: 4
Coding region: 128-1633 (501 amino acids)
Biological process (GO): quinolinate biosynthetic process; L-tryptophan catabolic process; NAD+ metabolic process
Cellular component (GO): mitochondrial outer membrane
Molecular function (GO): FAD binding; kynurenine 3-monooxygenase activity; NAD(P)H oxidase H2O2-forming activity
Source: RefSeq, a predicted model, not a curated record